AUGGCUGCCGGGGGCGGAUUGGAGGCUUUUGCGUGGUGGAUUCUGAUGGGGUUGGAGUGUUGUGUCGUUGGCGGUGUUGAGGGCUGGAUUAUUUACAUGGUGUACAAUGGCGGUGAUUUUGAGAUUUGGAACUGGCUAUCCGAGUUCGCGUCGCCGGCCCUGAUGAUCCUCCUCAGCGUCUCCCUCUCCGCGGCCCUCUUGCGCGGGGUCGGCUGUCUGAACAGGCUUGGGGAUUUGGGGUUCCAGGCGACCGGUCUGGUGCUGGCCACGUUUUGCGCCGUCGUGGUGUGCGCUGGUGUGAGUGGUGUUGAGGAGGGGGAGGGGCAGGACGGCGACAGGUUGGAGAAGAAGGGGGUGCGGGUCGUUGUCGGGUUGGCUGUCAAGAUGUGGUUCCUCUUCUUCAUUGGCUUCCUAUGUGCCGUGUUCCAGUGGUACAGCGAAGACCGGCAUACAAUAACAACAUCUGCGACGAACCAGCAGCCCCUACUACAAAAGAAGGGCAAGAAGAGGGAGAGGGGCUACGGCACUACCACGGGAGCAUUGGCGACCGUCGACGAGACGUAUGAGGGAAUUGUGAGCGACCUAUGA
Messenger RNA from Colletotrichum godetiae, 588 nucleotides. RefSeq lists its product as uncharacterized. NCBI's taxonomy places the organism in Eukaryota, Fungi, Ascomycota, Sordariomycetes, Glomerellales, Glomerellaceae. The record is from RefSeq and is a predicted model, not a curated record. The transcript has 3 exons. Bases 1 to 588 code for a protein of 195 amino acids.